AUGUUGAAGUUGCUUUUCAUUGCGACAUUAAUUGUGUAUGCGGUAUCAAUUCCGCUGGACGAUAAUUCAAAUCCACCAAAGGAUGAUUCAAAAGAUUUGACGGACUUUAGCUCGGAUGGAACUGAUGACCACAAAUUUAGCAAACGCAACAGUCUUGCUGGCGCAGCACAUGCUUUGGCUGUGAAAUCCGAAGCAACAGAUGAUGAGAAUUCGAAAAAACCGAAACGUGACGUCGAUACUGACACAGAUCCCGAUCUAAAAAUCGACGAGCCUAGCAAAAGCGAUAGGAAAGUUCGUGAUGUUUCAAAAGAGAAAUCACCUCCGAAACCAGAGCGUGAAAGUCGAGAUACUACAAAUCAAAAGGAGCCGCCCAAGACAAAUCCACAUCGUGUUGCUCGUGAUAUAAUAAAAGAUAAAAAACCAAAACGUGAAGCACUAGACACACCCGACUCAAGUAAACCAAUUCCACAGCCACCAAAAUCAGCUCCAAAUCACAAACGGGACACUGGUGGAGACGAUCCAAAAAAGCACAUCGACGAUGACGAUGAUGACCAUAAACGUCUAUCUCGCUCCGCCGAACAAAAAGACAAAACUCCUGACCACAAACCCAAACGAGACACCAAUGAAGACGAUGGAACCAAUCAUAUUGACAAAAACGAUAGCAAAACUCAACGGAAAGUUCGCUCAGCGGAUGAAAAAAAGAAAACACCCGAGUCAAAAACCAAACGUGAUACGGGAAGAGAUGAUCCAAAAAAGCAUUUCGACAACGAUGACGACGACAAUGAUGAUCAUAAGCGCGUAUCUCGUGCAGCAGCUGAAGACAAAGAUAAAAGGCCUAAGCGUGAAACAACGGAGCCGAAGCCGGAUUCAAAAGACGCAAGGAAAAUACCUUUGUGGUGA
Messenger RNA from Sitodiplosis mosellana (orange wheat blossom midge), 900 nucleotides. Its product is annotated as protein starmaker-like. The transcript has 2 exons. The record is from RefSeq and is a predicted model, not a curated record. The coding region runs from base 1 to 900 and encodes 299 amino acids. NCBI's taxonomy places the organism in Eukaryota, Metazoa, Arthropoda, Insecta, Diptera, Cecidomyiidae.